AUGUUGUCCCUCCCCGAGUAUGAGGUGCCUGAGGUUGCACGAGGUGCCACCGACUGCGCUUACUGCUCGGCCUCGGCCAGCAUCGCAAUACCAUGCCUGGCUGUGGAUAAUGGCGUGAGAGGGACGUGUCGGGCAGCCAAACGAACAUGGUACACGGAAGGCUACCCGAGCAGGAUCGGGUUCUUGGCCGUGGUUUUCUUGGGCCUGUACAUCAUCGUGUAUUCCCCAGGCAUGGGGAGCGUGCCGUGGAUAAUAAACUCAGGAGAUAUAUCAGCUCGAGUACAGGGGUCUUGGGGGAGGGAUUGCGGCAGGCUGCAGUUUGCAGAGGUGGAGAAGAUGUUGGAGAAAGGUUACUCUCCCUUCAGGAAGAGGGAGGAAGAAUCCAAAGAUGGCGACGGCCAUUAA
Molecule: messenger RNA, 405 nt
Organism: Striga asiatica
Lineage: Eukaryota; Viridiplantae; Streptophyta; Magnoliopsida; Lamiales; Orobanchaceae
Source: the annotation of a GenBank genome assembly